This is a messenger RNA of Drosophila santomea, 1163 nucleotides long. Its product is annotated as glycine-rich cell wall structural protein. The transcript has a single exon. Bases 31 to 1068 code for a protein of 345 amino acids. The record is from RefSeq and is a predicted model, not a curated record. Lineage: Eukaryota; Metazoa; Arthropoda; Insecta; Diptera; Drosophilidae.
CCAGUUAGUGAGCUGCAGGCAAAGCUUCCGAUGCGUCUGUUUGUAGUGCUGAGUGUUUGUGUGGCGUUGGCUUCCGCCGGAGGUUAUGGCGGUGGAGGUGGAGGUGGUGGCGGUGGACACGCCGGGGCAUCCGCUUCCUCGUCCGCUUCAGCCGGCGCGAUUGGCGGCGGCGAUGGAGGCGGUAAGCUCGGCGGAGGUUACGGAUCUGGAGGUCAAGGUUCUGGAGGACACGGAUCUGGCGCCUUCGGCGGCUCUGGAGGCGAUUUAGUAUUCGGAGGCGGCGCUGGCGGAGGAGGUCCCUUUGGAGGUGGACAUUCGGGCGGUGGAGUUAUUUCCGGCGGAGGACAUUCUGGAGGCGGAGGCGGAAUCGGUGGCGGUCCUGGAUUCGGAUCAGGUGGACAUUCCGGCGGAGGAAUCGGUGGCGGUCCUGGCGGAAUUGGCGGUGGAGGUGGCCAUUCUGGAGGAGGUGGCGUAAUAGGUGGCGGUCCUGGAUUCGGAGGAGGUGACUAUUCUGGAGGAGGAGGCGGUAUCGGCGGCGGAGGUGGCCAUUCUGGUGGAGGCGGUGGAAUCGGCGGCGCCGGAAGCUCUGCAUCAUCUUCAAUUGGAGUUAUUGGCGGAGGUCACGGCGGCGGAGGAUCUGGCUUCGGACCGGGUGGAGGAAUCGGAGGAGGACACUCUGGAGGAGGUGGCUUUGGCCCCGGCAUUGGAGGCGGUGGGGGUGGCUUUGGCCCCGGCAUUGGAGGCGGUGGAGGUGGCUUUGGUCCCGGCGGUGGAGGCUUCGGACCCGGCAUUGGAGGCGGAUCCGGUGGAGGACACUUUGGAGGUGGUCUUAGCCACAAGCACAAAGGCGGUGGCGGAUACAAAGGCGGCUAUGGAGGAGGUGGUGGCGGCGGUGGCGGUGGCGGCUACGGAGGUGGACCUGGAGCUGGUUUCGGAGGCGGACCAGGUGGUGGUGGUGGCUACGGAGGCGGACCAGGUGGUGGUGGUGGCUACGGAGGUGGCUCCGGAGCCUCUGCUUCAGCCAGUGCCAGUGCUUCGGCAGGAGCAGGCGGCGGCUAUCAUGGCUAAUCUGGAGUACCCGGUGCGGAAUAUACCUGUAAUUCUCCCAGUGGCUUAAAGUAUUACGUCAAUCAAAAUCAAAUAUAGUUUUUGUACUCAAACAA